UUAUGUCUGUCAUGUAGGGGUGAUGUUGUUCAAGUAGACACUUGGGCCAGUGCAUCUGGGAAGAAUGGGAUGCGAAGAGAUUGGCUUGUCAGCAAUAGCGAAACUGGUGAAAUUUUAACAGAAGCCACGAGUGUGUGGGUGAUGAUGAAUAAACUGACUAGAAGGUUAUCUAAAAUUCCAGAAGAGGUUCGUAGAGAAAUAGAACCUUUGUUUAUGAAUUCUGAUCCCGUUCUGGCUGAGGACAGCCAGAAACUAGUAAAACUAGAUGACAGAUCGGCUGAAUAUGUGUGCAAAGGUUUAACUCCUAAAUGGAGUGACUUGGAUGUCAACCAGCAUGUGAAUAAUGUGAAGUACAUUGGCUGGAUCCUUGAGAGUGCACCAUUGCCAAUCUUGGAGAGUCGCGAGCUUUGCGCCAUCACUCUCCAGUAUAGGAGGGAGUGUGGGAGGGACAGCGUGCUGCACUCGCUAACUGCUGUCCCUGAUUCCGAUGUGGAGAACACCAGAAAUUCUGGUGAAAUUAACUGCCAGCACUUGCUCCGAGAGGACGGGGCUGAGAUUGUGAGAGGGAGGACCCGAUGGAGGCCUAAGUAUGCCAAAAGUCUCGGUAAUGUGGAUCAAAUUUCUGCAGAAAGAGCAUAGAAAUCCAAGACUCUGAAUCAUGGCCGGAGAGUGAAGAGGCAGCAGUAAUCUAUGUAUGUUUUUGGGAUUUAUACAUA
Hibiscus syriacus is the source of this 716-nucleotide messenger RNA. Its product is annotated as palmitoyl-acyl carrier protein thioesterase, chloroplastic-like. Gene Ontology annotation, biological process: fatty acid biosynthetic process. NCBI's taxonomy places the organism in Eukaryota, Viridiplantae, Streptophyta, Magnoliopsida, Malvales, Malvaceae. The coding region runs from base 70 to 639 and encodes 189 amino acids. The record is from RefSeq and is a predicted model, not a curated record. Gene Ontology annotation, molecular function: acyl carrier activity; fatty acyl-[ACP] hydrolase activity. The transcript has 4 exons.